This is a messenger RNA of Drosophila eugracilis, 306 nucleotides long. RefSeq lists its product as uncharacterized. NCBI's taxonomy places the organism in Eukaryota, Metazoa, Arthropoda, Insecta, Diptera, Drosophilidae. The transcript has 3 exons. The record is from RefSeq and is a predicted model, not a curated record. The coding region runs from base 1 to 306 and encodes 101 amino acids.
AUGCGAGGCAUGGCCGGCAGGGACUGGGUUUUGCCGGAGUCUGGAGGUGCUGCAGGAUACCAGGAUGGCCGGCUGGCAGGAUACUCCUGGCCAUGGCUUGUAAUUUCGCUUCCUGCGUCUCAUUUUUCAUAUUCCAACGCUUUGAGUGCCAUUUGGCAAACUGCAAACUGGAAACGGCAAAAGGCGACUGGCCAACAAGGUAAACAGACUGGAAUCGGAGGGUGUGGGACAUGUUCUUGUGCCAACAGACAAACCUCAAAGUGGGGUUUUAGAAUGGGAACUUCGACCAGGGUCAUUCUGGUAUAA